Umbelopsis ramanniana AG is the source of this 1746-nucleotide messenger RNA. RefSeq lists its product as uncharacterized. The transcript has 4 exons. The coding region runs from base 1 to 1746 and encodes 581 amino acids. Gene Ontology annotation, cellular component: plasma membrane. Lineage: Eukaryota; Fungi; Mucoromycota; Umbelopsidomycetes; Umbelopsidales; Umbelopsidaceae. The record is from RefSeq and is a predicted model, not a curated record. Gene Ontology annotation, molecular function: oxidoreductase activity.
AUGUUAUAUGAACUCGAAUUUAAUCCAACUAAGCACAGGUCCAUUGUUACCGGAUGCUCUUACAUUCUCACCGUCAUCACCUUAUUUCUAAUAUACUCAGGUCUUCGGCAGUAUCAACUGUGGUAUAGACGUUCAAAGCAAAAAGCCCAUGCCGUAGGAAAAUUCAAUUCACCCAUUUUGUCCCGUACAUACCGGUGGGGCCGUUGGCUCAACCAUUCUGUUCGAAUCCCUCUCCUGUCGCCCAACAUUGAUGCUAAAAGCCUGUUGUACAUCCUACUGCUCAUAGUAUUUAAUGCUGUUUUCAUUCUGGAAAUCCCCAUUCCCGUCUACACACAGCAGAGACUCCCUUUUGUCAACUUUUACUACGCAGGCUUACGCUGUGCCAUUCUUGGGGUGGCUAACAUCAGUUUGGCGAUAACCUUGGCCACACGGAACUCCAUCAUCAAACUAAUUUCGACAAAAUCAUUUGAUGAGGUGAUGCCACUCCAUCGCUGGCAUGCUACUAUGGGUCUGACAGAGAUCGCAAUUCACGUUUCGACACAACUUUACGGCCACUUCCCAUUAUUUCAGACAGGCACAUUCUUCAUUGCUGAGAAUGGAGACUUGAUCUCAGGGUUCAUGGCAACCAUUGGUCUUCUAUGUAUCUUCCUUGGAUCAAGAGACUAUAUCCGCCGAAGAUACUUUGAGGUCUUCUAUAUUUCACAUGUGUUCGGCAUCUUGCUAUUCAUUGGCGCUGGGUUCACUCAUCAAUAUGCUGUCAUUAUCUUCGUCGCUCCAUCUGUUUUCCUUUACUUCAGCGAUAGGAUCAUCCGCGCCGUGCGAACUUGGACGUCUCCUACAAAAAUUAUUGACGUUUCAGCAUUCAGUCAAAAAGAUAUUACGCAAAUUGUAUUUGCAAAGGAUGGUCUCUAUACUAAAGCGCAUCCCGGCCAGUUUGUGUUCGUUUCUCUCAAUGAUGGAACUAGACUCAGUCGGUUUGUGAACUUCUUUAAUUGGCACCCGUUUACUCUCUCGGAAGUAUUCUAUCGUAAUGUUAGCGAAGUACUCGACCACGACAAGGAAACAGCGACUACAACCUCACACCAUUACAACGACAUUGACUCUGAAAUUGGAAAACGUACAUCCGUAGUAAAAAAAGAAGAUGGUCCUCUGAAAGCGUCUGUUCACAUCAAGAGUCUGGGAAACAUGACCCGUAGGUUACAUUGUCAAGCCAGCAAUGAGCCCCAGCGUCUUAAAAUGAGAAUAGAUGGUCCGUAUGGGUCGACAGCAACAGCUUUGGAAAUGAAUCAGGUCGUGACUUUCUUCGAAGCCGGCAUCGGUAUUACACCUUCGCUUACUAUGUUCCGCGACUUGGUUGAAAAAUGCGCUCAUGAUCCUUUAAUGGUUCACACGACACACAUCUAUUUCAUUUGGGUUACAGCUAGCAUAGAAAUCGCGCAAAUUUUCAUUCCCCAAUUAUUACAGUCCGUUCAUAUUGCCAAUGGUGCAGUUAAUCCUCCCAAAAUUACCUUCCAAUUAUACCUGACGACACGUUUGCCCAUGGGGAUCUAUGAAAAUCCUUUGCCUCACUGUGAUGUGAUCCAGGGCCGGCCGAAUUCACUAGACAUUGUGUCUAGAAUUGAUGACGACCACCUGAAUUCAAGUAUAGCAGCUCAAGUAUGCGGACCUGCAGAUUUCAUGCGUGAGGUGAACAACUCCUGUAAUGCUAGAGGAUGGAGAGUUCGUCAAGAGACUUUUGAAUUUUAG